Messenger RNA from Hansenula anomala, 417 nucleotides. RefSeq names its product chromatin-binding transcription coactivator SUB1 (gene SUB1). NCBI's taxonomy places the organism in Eukaryota, Fungi, Ascomycota, Saccharomycetes, Phaffomycetales, Wickerhamomycetaceae. Gene Ontology annotation, cellular component: transcription regulator complex; nucleus. The transcript is spliced from 3 exons. Gene Ontology annotation, biological process: positive regulation of transcription initiation by RNA polymerase II. Gene Ontology annotation, molecular function: DNA binding; transcription coactivator activity. The coding region runs from base 1 to 417 and encodes 138 amino acids. The record is from RefSeq and is a predicted model, not a curated record.
AUGGCUUUCAAAAGAGGAGUUAAAAGAGAAUUGGAGUCAGCAGAAGCACCAUCAUCAUUAGGUAGCUCGAAUCCAGAUAAUACAACGGUGGCACAACUUGGGAAAAACAAAAGAGUAUCUGUUAGAAAGUUCAAAAAGGUGAAUCUAGUUGAUAUCAGAGAAUACUAUGAAGCAGAUGGUGAGAUGAGACCUGGUAAAAAAGGUAUUUCCCUUACAGAAGACCAAUGGUGGUUACUCAUUGAUAACUUCGAUGCUAUAAACGAGGCCUUGACUAAACUAGGAGGAGGAAGUGCUACAAAGAAGCCUAAACUGUCCAAUGAGUUUGUCACUGAGGAGGAAGCUGCUGAUGAUGUCAAGAAGGAGAUCAAGGAGGAUGUGAAAAAGGAGGUUAAGGAUGAAGAGAGCGAAAAAGAAUGA